Molecule: messenger RNA, 1260 nt
Organism: Ogataea philodendri
Lineage: Eukaryota; Fungi; Ascomycota; Pichiomycetes; Pichiales; Pichiaceae
Exons: 1
Coding region: 1-1260 (419 amino acids)
Biological process (GO): tRNA methylation
Source: RefSeq, a predicted model, not a curated record
AUGUCUUCGGAGACGAUUCGCAGAUGUCCCUUUGUGAUGCCCAACAAGGGCCGUGCGUGCGGGGUCCAGCUCCGUAGCGACACGCCUUUCUGUUACAACCACAUGCCGGGCGGCGAGUCCUUUUCCAAGGUGAAAAACGGUAAAACUAUCACCAGAGUGCCAUGUCCUUUGGAUCCGUCGCACACCGUUUGGUCCGACAAACUGGCCCGCCACACGAAAACGUGCAACGCGUUGAAGAAACGACAGGAGUUCGAGCGUAACCAGCGCGAGUUCCCGUGGCUGGUGGAAAAUUUCAACGUCCAGGAUGAACCUGCUCUUAGCAACAAGCCUAUGGACUAUGCCGAGUUUGCACAGUUCAUUCAGCGGUUCGACCGUCAGUUUACUUCUUUGGAGCUGCCUCCACUUGAAACAAAUCAGAUCGACUACAAGCACGGCCUGGAAGACCGGUUGAGCGAGCUCAGCAACAAGAAGCACGUUACGCAACAGUCGUCGCUUAUCGGCCAUCUGGCCCACGAGAAGCUUCUUGGUGAAAACGCCGUGUAUGUGGAGUUUGGAUGCGGCCGGGGAGAGUUUUCGCGGUAUCUUCUUAGUGCGUUGGAGGCCGAUCCAGAGGUGGUUGCAAAAAACGACCAGUUUCUGCUUAUCGACCGCCAGUCGCCGCGAAUGAAGUUCGACAUGAAAAUGAAGAACGAGUCGCAUGUCGCAGGACUAGAGGUCACGCGGUUCAAGUCAGACAUCAAAGAUCUGGAUCUCGCAGCAGCAGUUAAACAGCUCCCGUCUCCAGGUAAGGUGGUGGGGAUAUCCAAACAUUUGUGCGGAACGGCAACUGAUCUGACGUUGCGGUGUCUGAUCAACGCUGUUCGCGACGACAAGUUCCAGUUCGGAGCGUUUCUCGUGGCAAUGUGCUGUCGUCACGCGUGUAAGUACAAUUGGCUGCUCCCUGAGUCGAGAGAGUAUCUGCAAGAAAAGUUCGGGAUCAACGCCCAGGAAUUUCUGUAUCUUUCCAAGAUGGCAUGUUGGACCACGAACGGUGUGCGGCCGGGGCUCUCGUCCUCAGACGGCCAGGACCACUUCUCCAAGCUGAAUCUCCAGGAACGGACUCGCAUCGGCUACCAGGCCCGUCGCGCUAUUGACGAGAGCCGUGUGCACGCGAUGCGCCAGCGCGGCUACUCCGUGGCCCUGUUCAACUACGUCACCUCCGACGUAAGCAUCGAAAACAGCUGCAUGCUGGUGCGGCCGCUGGUCCCCGAGCCCCAGUAA